Messenger RNA from Boeremia exigua, 1556 nucleotides. Its product is annotated as fatty acid desaturase-domain-containing protein. NCBI's taxonomy places the organism in Eukaryota, Fungi, Ascomycota, Dothideomycetes, Pleosporales, Didymellaceae. Gene Ontology annotation, molecular function: sphingolipid delta-4 desaturase activity. The coding region runs from base 149 to 1309 and encodes 386 amino acids. The transcript is spliced from 2 exons. Gene Ontology annotation, biological process: ceramide biosynthetic process. The record is from RefSeq and is a predicted model, not a curated record. Gene Ontology annotation, cellular component: membrane.
ACCAACACGGCACUUUCCCCACAGGGCUAGGACGCCGCUGCGCCCUCGCCGACAAUUUGGUACCUAUUCAACAUGGCCUCGUUUGCUCGCUGACUGCCGACACACUCGUUCCAUUGCUAGUCGCCAGCUCUGUUUUUGCAAUUGCAUCAUGCGUGCCUCGACCGCUACGGCCACGGUGCCGCCCCGCCAGCCCGCCAGCCGCAGCUUCACUGUCACGGCGGAGAAGCAGCAGGCGCAAGCCGCCCACGACCACGAGGACUUCUUCUGGACGUACACUGAGGAGCCGCACCGCACCCGCCGUAUGGCCAUCAUCAAGGCGCACCCCGAGGUCACUAAGCUCUGCGGCCCCGAGCCCCUCACCAAAUGGGUUGUCCUGCUCGUUGUCUCGAUCCAGGUCGCCUGCGCCUACUCCCUCCGCAACACGCCCUUCCUGUCGUGGCCUUUCUUCCUGACGGCCUACGUCGUCGGCGCCACCGCCAACCAGAACUUGUUUCUCGCCAUCCACGAGAUCUCGCACAACCUGGCCUUCCGCUCGCCGCUGGCCAACCGCGUUAUCGCCGUCUUCGCCAACCUGCCUAUCGGCAUCCCUUACAGCGCCUCGUUUCGCCCGUAUCAUCUGACCCACCACAAGUCGCUCGGCGUGAAUGGGCUCGACACCGACCUGCCCACCGCCUUUGAAGCGUGGUUUCUCGACUCGGUCGCUGGCAAGGCCUUCUUCUGCACAUGUCAGAUCCUUUUCUAUGCUCUGCGGCCCAUGUUCAUCUACAACCUGCCGCUCACCAAGAUCCACUUGUUCAAUAUCGUUGUCCAGCUCGCUUUUGACUAUGCGCUGGUGCAGUUCGCAGGCGCAAAGUCACUGGCCUACCUGAUCCUGAGCAGCUUCCUCGCUGGUUCGCUCCACCCCUGCGCCGGCCAUUUCAUCGCCGAGCACUAUGUCUUCGAGAAGCCUGAAAAGGACGCCUCGAACCCCGCCAAUAAGAUCCCAAUUCCGGAGACGUACUCGUACUACGGCAUUCUCAACCACCUCACCUACAACGUCGGCUUGCACAACGAGCACCACGACUUCCCCGCAAUCCCGUGGACCCGCCUCCCCAAGCUCAACCGCAUCGCGCACGAGUUCUACGACGAGCUUCCAGUACACAAGAGCUGGGUAUACGUCAUGUGGCAGUUUGUAAUGGACAAGGACAUCAGUCUGUGGUGUCGCGUGAAGCGCGAGGAGGGUGGACGCAAGGUUGGUGCCGGCAGUGGCUGGAGCGAGGAAGAGCUCGGCAACAACGAGAAGAAGGGACGCAUUCCGGGCGUCUUCUGAUGACUUGAGUAUAGACAAUUGCAUAGAGCGGCGUUCUAGCGGUAUAUGAUAUGGGUUUCACGAUCGAUUCGACUCAUUCCCCGCUGCGUGACAGCACAACUUGUGACGCCCAACCUCAUUUCCUGCACUACCUACACGCCCGAGAUGCGGACAUACCUUCAUGCGCUGCAUGGGUAAUCAUGCUCUCACCGCACCUUUCCGCACCGCCUGCCUGCGCCCGACAAGGCAUAAUACGUACCACAACAAU